AGAGACUGUUCUGAAUGAGGAAGCGGCAGAGCCAUUUUCACCGUUGAGUAAGAGCACGCUGCUGUUUCGGGAGAGAGGAGGGAAAAAAGAAAGCUCAGUUUCUGGAUUUUUUUUUCCGAUUCCUUGGCGUCUCUCUCUCUCUCUUUCUCUUUAUCUCUCCAUCGGUGUGCCCGGGUGUUGAAUGAGCGGGGCUUUUGGUGGUGGGACACAAUGGGGCAAAGUGCCUGUGGCGACUGGGCCGUUGUCCUCCUGAGAGGGGGAGGGGGAACAGAGAAGACCGGCGCACAGAGCUAACGCAGCUAGCCGGCCUCGGGCCUCUUCUACCCGCGCGCUCGCUCUCUCUCUCUGUCUCUCUCUCACUCGCUCUCUUUUUCUCUCUCGUUAAGGCGAACAGGAGCUCUCUUUUCUGGACUUCUCAGGACUUAAAAUCUUCACUACUCUCAGGAUUAUUGUGGACUUCCUGUGGAUUUAACAUGUGUUCGGCACACUGGAUCUCGGGACACAUUUAUCUGAACUGGAGAUUUGAAAGCUAGCUGUGCUCAUGUUCGGGGAUUAGAGCGGUCCAUUGAGAAAAGAAAGAAAGAAAAAAGUUUUACCCCUCUCUCUGUUUUGUUCCUUUCGGUUUUUGUUCCGGAGAACCUAUAAAUGGAUUACAAGAUGCAUUCCAAGUCCAAUGAUUUGCUGGAUUUUCAGACACUGGAUGCCCUUUUGGAAAAAAUUGCACAUUAUUCCGCAGCUGUAAAAAGAGAUCCCAGCGAGGAGUGCAAUGGAAUCGGCGGCACUCUCCCUGCAGAGGCCGCGCCUGGCUCGAGGCUGAACGAGCGGUGUCCCGUGGCCCCUCCUCCUCAACCUCCACCCCAUCUUCCACCUCCACCCGCCCUGGUGCCCUCGCUCCAUCCAACCAGUAUGGGUGACGGUCUGGACGCCGCACCGAUGUUAGGGAGCAGCAGCAGCAGCAGCAGUCAGGGGCAGCCCCAGCCCCAGUCUCAAGCCUCUCACACCGCCAACCCCCCUCCCCCGGAGGUCAUCAAUGCGGCACGGCCGAAGCGGCAGACCAACCAGCUGCAAUAUCUGCUCAAGGUGGUGCUCAAGACGCUGUGGAAGCACCAGUUCUCAUGGCCCUUCCAGGCUCCUGUAGAUGCCGUCAAGCUUAACCUGCCUGACUAUUAUAAGAUAAUUAAAAACCCUAUGGACAUGGGAACAAUCAAGAAACGGCUUGAGAACAGUUUCUACUGGAACGCCCAAGAAUGUAUUCAAGACUUCAACACCAUGUUUACCAACUGUUACAUCUACAACAAGCCAGGGGAUGAUAUAGUCUUAAUGGCUGAGGCACUGGAGAAACUCUUCCUCCAGAAGAUUUCGGAAAUGCCCCAGGAGGAGAACGAGAUCGCAGUCAUGACUCCCAAGGGCCGUGGUCGGGGCAGGAGGGACCCAGGGUUAAACUUGAAGCCCCCUGGACCUGGCAGGGAUUCUCCAUCGACUCCUCAGACUCGUGGCAUUUCCAAUCACGGCCCAGGGCCACAGACUAGAGCACCUGUACCAGGUCCUCCAGCUCUCCCUCCACAAGUGGCUCAGCUGCAAGCUCUACCCCCACGUGUCCCCCCUACGAUCCCCCAGCUGGGUCCGCCCUUUCCACUCGCCCCUUCAGACUGCAACCCUCCGGGCACCAUCAUGACCUCGGUGCCUCCCCCGACCCAGACUGCCCUUCCACCCAUGCCCAUUCAACAGAGUCCUGCCCCGAUGCUUCAGAGCGUCAUGCCUAAAGUGAGUCCUCCAAUAUUAAAGCAGAGGAAAAGCCAGAAGAGGAAAGCAGACACGACGACCCCUACCGCCAACGACCAGCUGAGCGAGUCCUCUCCCGCAGAAUCAAAGUCGGGGAAGACUCUCCCUCGGCGAGAGAGCGCACGGCCGUCUAAACAGCCCAAGAAAGAAGCGCCGGAUUCCCAGCACCACCUCGGCUACAGCGUCCCUGCCGGCCCCAACAGCCCCAAAGUGCUGGAGCAGCUGCGCUACUGCACCGGCAUCGUGAAGGAGAUGUUCGCUAAGAAGCAUGCCUCUUACGCAUGGCCUUUCUACAAACCGGUGGAUGUGGAGACUCUGGGACUGCACGACUACCACGACAUCAUCAAACACCCCAUGGACCUCACCACCAUCAAGGACAAGUUGGACAACAGACAGUACCGAGACGCGCAGGAGUUUGCUGCAGACGUACGGUUAAUGUUCUCCAACUGCUACAAGUACAACCCUCCGGACCACGAGGUUGUGGUGAUGGCACGCAAGCUGCAGGAUGUGUUUGAGAUGCGGUUUGCUAAGAUGCCUGAUGAGCCCGAGGAGGUCUUUACCCCUGCACCUGCCCCCGUGCUGCACCCUGUGGCUCCUGUGAAGCCCCAACCACCCAUCGCCGCCCCCUCGUCCUCCGACAGCUCCAGUGACUCCUCGUCUGAGUCGGAAUCCUCUACCGACGAUUCGGAGGAGGAGAGAGCUCAGAGACUGGCUGAGCUCAAGGAGCAGGUGUGGAUAAAAGAGCUCAAGGCGGUCCACGAACAGCUGGCAGCCCUGUCUCAGCCUCAGGCCAGCAAACCAAAGAAGAAAGAGAAGGACAAGAAGGAAAAAAAGAAAGAGAAGCACAAAAAGAAAGCCAUCCCUGGACUGGACGAGAUCCUCGAGGCACCUUCCACUCUCCCAACGCCGAAGAGCAAGAACAAGAACAAGGAUCCUCUGCCCAAGAAGACCAAGAAGCCAAGUAAGAAGGAGGGCAUAAAGAACAACCGCUCCAUUCCUCCCCCAGGCACCGCACCUCCCACCCUGCAGCCGGUGCCUGGCCUCGACCCUGUGGAAGAGCUGACUCUGGGAGGGGGACCAGGAUCCGCAGGCUUGGUGCCAGCCGAGAAGUGUAAGCCCAUGUCCUACGAGGAGAAGAGGCAGCUGAGCCUCGACAUCAAUAAGCUUCCUGGGGACAAGCUGGGCCGCGUGGUCCACAUCAUUCAAUCCCGUGAGCCUUCGCUGAAAAACUCCAACCCGGAUGAGAUCGAGAUCGACUUCGAGACGCUAAAACCUUCCACGCUGCGGGAGCUGGAGAGAUAUGUUUCAUCCUGUCUCCGCAAGAAGAAGAAACCUCCAGAAAAGACCAUGGAGACUAUGAGUGCUAAGCCAAAAGGCUCAUCUUCAGACUCGGGCAGCAGCAGUGAGUCAAGCUCUUCUGACAGCGAGGAUUCUGAGUCAGGAAUGGCCUCUAAAUUGAAGAAGAGAGGUCACUCUGCAAAAGAGGGAAAGAAAGUCCACCACCCUGUGAUAGCGCCAGGUUUGGGCCAGCCCCAGAUGCCCCUUCAGCCCCAGGCUCCUGUCUUACAGCCCAACGAUCAGAUAAAACAGCAGCAGCAGCAACAGCAGCAGCAGCCACAGCAUCCUUCUCCCGCAGCAUACAUGGCUUCUUCGGUCACGGCGCUGGAGUCAUCCCAGGUGCUCGAGAACACGUUUGACUCUUUAGCCCACUUUGGACCGCCCCUCAUGCACAUACCCCACCAUGCCAAUGACUCGUCUUCUCCUGCCCCGCCUCACCUCAACGCUCACACAGCAAGUGGCCCCGGGUCACCUGACACGCACCCCUUCUUAAACCAGCACCCCAUCCUUCAAUCCCCAGCACUGCACAACGCUAUGCCUCAGCAACCUUCACGUCCCAGCAACAGAGCAGCGCCGCUCCCCGCCAAACCUCCGCAGCCCACAGCUCCCCAGCAGCCCCUGCAGCUCCAGCCCCAACAGCCUCCUCAAACCCAGCACCACCUCCCUCACCCCCUAUUGCACCCCCCUCAGCCCAUCCGCCAAAGGCCGCUGUCUCCUCCUACGCUCACCCCACAGGGCCUGCUCUCCUCUCAGCCUCCUCAGGUGCUGCUGGCGGAUGAUGAGGAACCCAUGCCCCUUACGCAGGUCCUCUACCUGCAGCACCACAUGCAGCCAGGUAGACAGCAGCAGCAGCAGCAACAACAGCAGCAGGUGUCGCUCAUGCAGUCGCUGCAGGCUCGUCAGUCGCAGCCACAGAGCCAAGCUUCCCUGCUGCAGACCGUGCAGGUGCAGUCACAGCUGCCUGUGCAGACACAGCUGCCUGUCCAGACUCAGCCCCAGGCUCCUCCGGCGCACCAGCCCUCGCCACAGAUGCCCCAGCAUGCACCGAGACACAUGCAGCAAACACAGAGCCAGCAGCAGCAGCAGCUGGCUUUCUCACAGGGCCCAGUGCAGACCACGCAGGCGCAGCCGGCGCCGCACAAGGUGGCCAUGACUCCCAAUAAAGUGCAACAGCAGAUUAUUCAGCAGCAGCAGCAGCAGCAGCAGCAUCCUUCUCCACGACAACACAAACCUGAUCCUUACAGCACAGGGCACCUGAGAGAGAACCCCUCUCCUCUUAUGAUGCAUUCCCCUCAGAUUUCCCAGUAUCCUCCUGUAGUCCAUCAGUCUCCUCCACAAAACAUCCAGCCCAAAAAAGAGCCGCAGCGAGGGCCGCCACUUCUCGGACCGCUGAAGGAGGAGAAGCAGCCGCCCUCACCUGUGAUGAGGAGCGAGUCCUUCAGCCCACCCAUACGACAGGAACCACACAAACAACCAGAGAGCAAGACACACAUGCCAGGCCAUGGCCAGCAGAGACCGGACAUGAAGCCUCUGGACACUUCUCGCCCCGUGAUUCGCCCCUCAGAUCAGAGCGGUCCACCUCCCACCAUGCCGGACAAGGACAAGUUCAAGCAGGAGCCCAAGACUCCUGUGGCUCCUAAAAAGGUACAGGAUGUGAAGCUGAAGAACAUGGGCUCGUGGGCCAGCCUGGCGCAGAGGUCCACGUCUACACCGUCUUCUGCAGUCAAAUCGAGCAGCGACAGCUUCGAGCAGUUCCGUCGUGCCGCCCGGGAGAAGGAGGAGAGGGAGAAAGCACUGAAGGCUCAGGCAGAGCAGGCUGAGAAGGACCGGCUGCGCAGAGAGCAGGAGAAACAGCGGGGCCGUGAUGAGGACGAUACGAUGGAGGUGACUCGAAGGCCUCACGAGGAGCAGCGGAGGCGCUCGGAGCACCAGCAGGCCCAGGCUCCUCCGCCACAACAGCAGCAUCAGGCCCCAUCCCAAACCCCGAACCAACAGCCCCAGACGCCGUCCGCCACACAGCCAUCACAGGCUCCCCCUCAGUCCCCGGCCUCCAACCAGAGCGCCCUCGACCAGCACAGAGAGAUGGCACGCCGCCGUGAGCAGGAGAGGAGGAGGAGAGAGGCGAUGGCAGCUACCAUUGAUAUGAAUUUCCAAAGUGAUCUGAUGGCUAUAUUCGAAGAGAACUUGUUUUGAAGUGCACGAGGAGGCACAAGAGGACUGCGAGAAUAAAAAAACAAAAACAAAACAAAACUGCUAGUGGAUUCCUCUGCAUAGAGAAAUAACGGACUGAUGAAGCAGUAAGGGAAUUUUAAAAAGAAUUCAAAAGACCCCAACUGAGAGCAUGAGAAACGCGCCACCGAGGCAGGAACGGCACUGGGCGAAGCUGAGGCCUUGACAGGGCGCCCCCUGUAGCCUCAGCGGGGGGAAAAUACAGAGGGACCCUCGAGCUGGGGACAUCGUUGCCUCUCUGGCAUAAUUCCUGGAUUUAAACCCAUAUAAGUAGCAGGAAGGAGAGGACGUUUCCUUGGGGCACUCUUUCGCACGAAUGGGAGCAAUGCUUUUGGACCUUGAUAUCAGUGGAAGUAUAUCUAAGUGACAACAGUUUAAACGUACUGAUUUACCCGUAGUAGGCUGUUCAUCAACUGCCAGAUGUGUGAGGGGUAUCGCUUUUGUUUUUCCCUCCUUUCACUGUUUUCUUCUUUGUUUUCCUUUUUUUUUCUUUUUUGUUGUUUUUCUUUUUUUGUUGUUUUUCUUUUUAUUUUAUUUUUUUAACACAAGCAAGCGAUUUAUGCUAACAACUCAUGGUAUGGAGAUAAAUCACAAAAUUACAUUUCUCUCUCACACAUAUACACACACACACACACACACACACACACCCCAUUCACAGUCUAGACCCCAGGGGGAUGAUCAACAGCUACAAUGACACCACCCACCCCCCAUCCCCAAAAAUAAGUGUUAUCACUUUCUUUUCUUUUGUUCUACUGAUCUACUGUAAAAACAAACACCUUUCUUAAAGAGUACUGUUUUGUUAUUUUUAAAAAACCUUCUUACCAACACUUAACCAUUUCUCCUUCUGAUGAUGACGAUGAUGAUGAUGUCUAUGCCAAACAAGAGUCCUAGUCCCGGAGAUCUUUUUUUCCUUUCAUUUAACACGCCUUUUUUUUUUUUUUUUUUUUUUAAUAUAUAAAUAUAUUUUCUUGUCCUUCACACCAGACGUGAAAGUUUAGGUAGCUUGUUUAGUAGAAUAUACCUAAUAUAUGCAUUAUUCCGACGAUUGAAGAGGAAAAACGAAAAUGGUUAAGUUAUACUUUAAUCCACGGUAAGAGGAGCUUGUUUACCUGUUUAUCCUUGAGUUUGAGAUUAUUUUUUCUUUUCCUUUUUUUGGAAGAAAAAAAAGCACACAGUGCUACAUUACUUUUGUGUAUUAUACAUUAUAGAAAGAAGACCUGAAAAAAGCGUCUGGAAGCGAUUCACGCUUCUGGAAAUAAUCGUAAAGCUCGAGCGCGGAUGAGCAGCCGGCUGACUCUGAAUCCUCCGAGACUCCUCUGAAGUCACCUCUCGAGCGCUUAGGCAUUUCUUGCAUGGUUCCUCUCUCUCUCUCUCUCUCUCUCUCUCUCUUUUUGUCUAGAUCUCUUUUAUUUUUAUUCUCUCUCUCUGUCUGUCUGUCUGUCUCUCUCUUUCGCAGAUCAUUUCAUGUUAAGCAGCCAGAGAGGGCUCGUAGACGCUGUUCCAGAUGAGAGACUUUUUUUUUUUUUUUUUUUGAUAAACAAGUACAAGAAGAAAAAAAACAAAUAAAAAUUGCAAGCGUUCUGAUUUUAUAUCAUCGUUCUUGUUCAAUUAUAGUGGAUGUGAGUUCUAAUUAUGUUAUUCGAGUCGGAUUUAAAGGGGCGGGCGCGGAUCAAAGGGGGAGGGCAGGGUGGG
Messenger RNA from Hemibagrus wyckioides, 7041 nucleotides. RefSeq names its product bromodomain containing 4 (gene brd4). NCBI's taxonomy places the organism in Eukaryota, Metazoa, Chordata, Actinopteri, Siluriformes, Bagridae. Gene Ontology annotation, biological process: positive regulation of transcription elongation by RNA polymerase II; chromatin remodeling. Bases 646 to 5313 code for a protein of 1555 amino acids. Gene Ontology annotation, cellular component: chromatin; nucleus. The transcript is spliced from 19 exons. The record is from RefSeq and is a predicted model, not a curated record.